UUUGAACACCCAGAUAGUGGAGGGUUUAUCAUAUCUGCAAGGAAAAACGGGCAAUUCGCAUGCUGUCACCUCUCAGCGGUCAUUAUCGCUCAUUCAUUGACCACUUCAAGAGCUUUGAAAAAGGUUUUGAGGAACGAGGGGCUGAUUUGUCGAAGCUAGACAGAGCCGAAGUCGCGCUUUGGAUAUGGUGUCUGAGAUUGAAGAAAUGUGUUUCCUUAAGGGGACAAAGCCAAAGCGGACCUCCAUCCUCCCGUUGGUACUUUCCACCCGUUCCAUGCUAUUUCUGGGAAGGGAAAAGCUACGAUCAAGGAAAACCCGACCGUGGUGGACGUUAACCUCAAUAACGUGUUACAUAUGUUGAAACAAUGCAAGAUCGAACAGGCAUUUCUAACAAGGUAUAUAUGUUUCGUUUCUAUUCCUCUCGGUUAGGAUCGUAAUCCACAGGGUUUAUUGCAUUGCAUGCAAUGGAUGUCAGGCGGCAUUCUAAACUCUCAAUAUAUGAUCAUGCUUUGGACCAUUUUCCCUUGAUUCUCAUCACACUGACCGGCAACUUCGCCUAUGAGAUGAUUUAGAAUAUGGGUAUGGGGAGAUUCAAGCUCUUCACCUUUUCAUCGUAAUCUGUCCAUUCCUCUUCGCCUAUAUCUACCUCGAACUCCGUCCCGGAAUCAAUUCCAUUGCAUCUCCACGUCCCCUGAGAGGAAUGAGCAUCUACAAAGAAUAUUGGAAAGGAUGAACGAACCGUUGGAUCGAAAUCUAUAAACUCUAGACCCCUACAAUCGAGAAUCAAUAAGGGUUCCCACCCUCACCCCCAUCCUCG
Cantharellus anzutake is the source of this 817-nucleotide messenger RNA. RefSeq lists its product as uncharacterized. The transcript has 6 exons. NCBI's taxonomy places the organism in Eukaryota, Fungi, Basidiomycota, Agaricomycetes, Cantharellales, Hydnaceae. The record is from RefSeq and is a predicted model, not a curated record. The annotation marks the transcript as partial.